GUUUCCAUAUCCCCUCCAAAUCUCACCCCAACUUUCUCAUUUUCUUUCGAUAUAAAUACCCUUCCCAUUUCCAAGUUUCCAUAUCCCCUCACCCCAACUUUCUCAACCUUUUCCUUCCUCAUUCCCAAGUUAUCUUAGCUGACAGCAACACCAAGAAACUCUUUCUUGAAAACAAGCACCUUCUUCUGUACUGAUUUUCCAACAGCAAUGGAGAUUCAAGAACACCGAUGUGAUUCGUUGUCCGAAACAGAAAGCACAGGAGUUGGCCAUAGCGGUCCGUUAAGCGGACCCCUAGUGACCAACAAGAGGAACAACAGCAGCAAAAGAAGUGCAAGGUUCAAAGGCAGCGAUCAAGAAGAAUGCUACGUUGAAAUCACAUUGGAUGUUCGCGACGACACCGUGUUGGUGCACAACAUCAGAGGAGGCGACUCUGAGACUGCAAUGCUAGCGAGCAAGCUAGAGAGAAGGCCUUCAUCGCUGUCUCUUGGCUCCCAACUCUCGUUCAGAUUGAGACAAGUGUCCCAGGAACUGAAGCGCAUGACAUCUUCCAAGAGCUUCAAGAGGGUAGAUAGGACCAAGUCCGGGGCUGCUCGUGCACUCAAGGGGCUCAAAUUCAUGACCAAAAAUGUGGGCAGCGAAGGCUGGUCAGAAAUCGAAACAAGGUUUGAUGAAUUGGCUGUCGAUGGCACUCUUCCUAAGUUGCGGUUUGCUCAAGUUUGUCAGCCUCCAUCUAGCGAACAAAGUGGCCUUCUAAGAGCUGAUAUUGCACCCGGCAAUGUGAAACUUAGCAGGAUGCCAAGACUCCUAAUUGAUGGUCCCUAUGGUGCUCCAGCACAAGACUACAAAGAGUACGAAGUCCUUCUACUUGUGGGCCUAGGAAUUGGGGCCACUCCUCUGAUUAGCAUAGUCAAAGAUGUGCUUACCAACAUUAAGCAACAAAAGGAAACAGAAGAUCAUCAAGGGAAUAAGGUAGAGAAUAAUGGUGCUAACAAAGACAACAAAGACAACAAAAGAAAGUCUUUUGUCACCAAACGAGUUUACUUCUAUUGGAUCACAAGAGAGCAAGGCUCGUUUGAGUGGUUUAGGGAUGUGAUGGAUGAGGUGGCUGAAAAUGACAAAGAUGGUGUCAUCGAGCUCCACAACUACUGCACAAGUGUGUAUGAAGAAGGAGAUGCUCGAUCAGCCCUAAUUACAAUGCUUCAAUCUCUUAACCAUGCCAAAAAUGGCGUCGAUAUAGUUUCGGGUACUAGGGUUAAGACGCAUUUUGCUAGACCAAAUUGGCGCAACGUUUUUAAGCAUGUAACUGUUAAGCACAUGAAUCAACGAGUUGGAGUAUUUUACUGUGGUGCACAUGGAUUAGUCGGAGAGUUAAGGAGGCUUUCUCAAGACUUUUCCCGGAAAACUGAGACCAAGUUUGAUUUCCAUAAAGAAAAUUUUUGAAAACCUAAUGAUCUCAGAUUCAUACAAAUGCUAUGACUUUAUUCCAUUAAUUUUAAUUUUCCACUUGUACAGUUGCAAACUCGAAUAUAUAUCAACAAGGUUUUAGUUCCUGCUUGACUGAUGAA
Prunus avium (sweet cherry) is the source of this 1565-nucleotide messenger RNA. Lineage: Eukaryota; Viridiplantae; Streptophyta; Magnoliopsida; Rosales; Rosaceae. The record is from RefSeq and is a predicted model, not a curated record.